Molecule: messenger RNA, 1418 nt
Organism: Periophthalmus magnuspinnatus
Lineage: Eukaryota; Metazoa; Chordata; Actinopteri; Gobiiformes; Gobiidae
Gene: ppa2
Product: inorganic pyrophosphatase 2
Exons: 12
Coding region: 99-1121 (340 amino acids)
Biological process (GO): phosphate-containing compound metabolic process
Cellular component (GO): cytoplasm
Molecular function (GO): inorganic diphosphate phosphatase activity; magnesium ion binding
Source: RefSeq, a predicted model, not a curated record
CUGGCCGUGCAGACGCUUUGGCCGUGCUGACGCUGAGGCUGCUGCACGAGCACGGCAGGCGCGUGGUGCGGUGACAAACAGGAAGCGGAUAGGAGCCUAUGAUGAGGCCGCUGCUGUGGCGCUGCUCGCGGGGCUCUUUUCUGAAAACCUUGAGCACGUUUCGAGCCUCUGGCAACAAACAGAUCGCACAAAUACACCAACUGCAUUUACGACUAAACAUGCAUUAUCUCACAGAAGAAAGAGGGCGCCCCAAUGCCCCCGACUACCGGAUUUAUUUUAAAACCCCAGAGGGAAAGUACAUUUCUCCGUUCCAUGACAUCCCACUCUUCGCAGAAAAAGAAGAUAAUGGCGUUCCAGCAAAGAGGACAAAGAAGAGUGCCUCUGAGGUGCUUUAUAACAUGGUGGUGGAAGUACCUCGAUGGUCAAAUGCCAAAAUGGAGAUUGCUACAAAGGAACCUCUAAAUCCAAUCAAACAGGAUGUAAAGAAAGGAAAGCUCAGAUACGUAGCAAAUAUCUUUCCUCAUAAAGGUUAUAUUUGGAACUAUGGGGCUCUCCCACAGACAUGGGAGGAUCCAAACCACACUGACAAAAAUACAGAAUGUUGUGGUGAUAAUGACCCCAUAGAUGUUUGUGAUAUAGGCUCUCAGGUGUGUCGUCCAGGUCAAGUGAUUCAAGUCAAAGUGCUGGGGAUCUUAGCCAUGAUAGAUGAAGGUGAAACAGACUGGAAGGUCAUUGCUAUCAAUGCUGAAGACCCAGAUGCUCAAAACCUCAACUCCAUAGAAGAUGUCCGCAGGAGCCGACCAGGUCACUUAGAAGCUACAAUUGAAUGGUUUAAGAAAUAUAAGGUUCCAGAUGGGAAGCCUGAGAACAAAUUUGGAUUUGAUGGGCAGUUUAAAGAUAAGGACUUUGCAGUUGAGAUCAUUAAGUCCACCCAUGAGCACUGGAGGGCACUAGUGCACAAGCAAUCUGCUGCCGGGGACAUUGAUUGCAAAAAUGUGUCAUGCUGCGACAGUCCUUUUAAAUGCAGUGAUGAAAAAGCAAACGCUGUGGUCCAGUCGGCACCUGCAUUUGGUAGUGCAUUUGCUGUGUCUCCAGAUGUGGACAAGUGGCAUUUUGUCUAAAGGACCAAGAGCGAGUAUAACCAACAGCAACAACAGUAUCGUGAUGGGUAUCAGGUAUUCAUAAUAAGGGAGUAAAGUGCCAUAUACUACACCUUUUCAAAACUCACUGAGCACACAAGUAAAUAUUUCUAUUAUUAAAAAUGAUCCAAAAAUUAGUUGUGUUGCUGGAUGGCAAAUUUGAUCAAUUGUGUUAUGUAAAAAAUAUACUAUACUUUGUUUUACCUGCCUGAUUUUGUGAACUGAAUAAUGCAUUUUUGAAAUUAUUAUUUUGGGGACAAUAAAAGUCUUUAAGUUAAA